Molecule: messenger RNA, 957 nt
Organism: Microthlaspi erraticum
Lineage: Eukaryota; Viridiplantae; Streptophyta; Magnoliopsida; Brassicales; Brassicaceae
Source: the annotation of a GenBank genome assembly
AUGGAUUCUCGGCAUUUUCUCGCGUUUUCUCUCUGUGUUAUCUUGAUUCUCCCUCUGAUUUCAUCUGCUUCUAUACGCUUCCUCCCUCGAUGGAGUAAUAGAGAUGGUGGGUCUGUGAUUAAGCAGAAAACGAGUGCUUCGUCUCUUUUCUUUGAUCCGACUCGUGUCACUCAGCUCUCUUGGACUCCCAGGGUGUUUUUGUACAAGGGACUUCUCACAGAUGAAGAAUGUGAUCAUUUUAUCAAAUUGGCGAAAGGAAAGCUUGAGAAGUCAAUGGUGGCGGAUAAUGAUUCAGGUGAGAGCGUAGAGAGUGAAGUACGCACGAGUUCUGGAAUGUUUCUUUCUAAAGCACAGGAUGAUAUAGUAGCUAAUGUGGAGUCAAAACUUGCUGCGUGGACCUUUUUUCCAGCGGAAAAUGGGGAGGCCAUGCAGAUACUGCACUAUGAGAACGGCCAGAAAUACGAACCGCAUUUCGACUUCUUUCACGACCAGGUUAACCAAGAGCUUGGUGGUCAUCGUGUCGCCACUGUGUUGAUGUACUUGUCCAAUGUCAAAAAGGGCGGUGAAACAGUGUUCCCCAUGUGGAAGGGUGCAAAAUCUCAACCGAAAGACGAUACCUGGACCGAAUGUGCAAAACAAGGUUAUGCAGUGAAACCGAUGAAAGGAGACGCAUUGCUCUUCUUCAACCUCCAUCCCAAUGCAACCACAGAUUCGAACAGUUUACAUGGAAGCUGUCCAGUGAUUGAGGGAGAGAAAUGGUCAGCGACCAAAUGGAUUCAUGUCAAGUCGUUCGACAGGUCGGCUGUGUCUAAGAAGCAAUCCGGGUGUGUGGACGAGAACGAGAGCUGCCCGAAAUGGGCAGCAGCAGGGGAAUGCGAGAAGAAUCCAAGUUACAUGGUUGGUUCAGAAGCAGACCAUGGAUAUUGCAGAAAGAGCUGCAAAGCUUGCUCAUCUUAA